Rhinocladiella mackenziei CBS 650.93 is the source of this 5547-nucleotide messenger RNA. RefSeq lists its product as uncharacterized. Gene Ontology annotation, cellular component: 90S preribosome; small-subunit processome; t-UTP complex. Bases 1 to 5547 code for a protein of 1848 amino acids. Lineage: Eukaryota; Fungi; Ascomycota; Eurotiomycetes; Chaetothyriales; Herpotrichiellaceae. The record is from RefSeq and is a predicted model, not a curated record. Gene Ontology annotation, molecular function: snoRNA binding. Gene Ontology annotation, biological process: positive regulation of transcription by RNA polymerase I; maturation of SSU-rRNA from tricistronic rRNA transcript (SSU-rRNA, 5.8S rRNA, LSU-rRNA). The transcript has a single exon.
AUGACCACGACAUUCGCGGCGCAGUUACGCACCAUCGCCGCAAACUCGACAAACGAGUUAGACCUCCGUGCUCGUCGAGACGCCCAUGGCGAAUCCCUCAUUUUCGAACGAAAUCUAGCCGUCCAACAGGAUUGGGAGACUGUAUAUCAAAUAUGCGUCGAUGGUUUCCAGGAGCUGUGUCGGUUAGACUCAAGACUUCGAGAGUUCGAUCAGAAUCUCUACAGCCCACAAGCCAAGAACCAGGACAGAGAGCAAUUGAACAAGACGCAAAAUGAGGCUCUCGGAGUCGUCAUUGAACGAUGUCUUGCACUUCUGGGGGGGAAAGUCAUGCUCCGCCCUGGCGUUAGAGCAGUGGAAUGGCUUGUGAGAAGGUUCCGCGUGCACGUUUACAAUACCAGGGCGUUUCUUCUGACAUUCCUUCCCCAUCACGAGGCACCCGUUUUUCGAAACGUGUUGAGCAUUAUUCCGGCCAACAAGAUCACGGGCGAAUGGAAGUUCCUUGGACCCUAUCACAAAGUCGCCGCCAACAUUCCCCGCCACGCACUGGUGUACACCGCUACACACGAUGACGCCUUCUUUUCGGUCUUCAACCAUCACACUCUCCGUGUCUGUCAGGAAGGCGCAAGUUACCCACAACUUCUACGCUUCUGGGGCAGUAUCGUCGUUGAAUCGGUUAGAGGCAGGCUGAAUCAAGUCAAGAGCGGCAGAAAGGAAGUUCAGAAACAACGGUUGGAAGAUGCAUUAUUAAAGAUCCUUCCUGCGCUCAGCGAAGGACUGGGAAUCAAAGAUUGCGCCGAAUUGACAUUCAGCUGCUUUACGAUAUCUCUGGUUUUGUCGAGCAACUCCGAGCUCGAAGACCGUGUGAUUGAUUCGUUAGUCAAGGCUAUUUCACCGUUCAUUACCGAUGGCGAAGUUGAUCCGAAAUCCACCUUAGCUUGUUUGUGCAUUCUCGUGGCAAGAAAGACGGAGAAGAAGGUUUCGAAAGAUGUUCUUGAGCGUUUCAUGAAGAUCAGCAAUUUGCAAGGCCGACUUCUCGAGUUGAGAGCACAGGUUCCUGUGGAUGCAUUGUGCGAAUCGCUAAUUCGUUCGUCGCUCACGGGACUGAAAAUCUCGAAUCUUAAUUCAAGAUUUGGAUUCGUCGAGAAGGUUUUUGAUAUAAGCCUUGAGCUGUUUGAACCCUCAUCGUCGAGCGGUCUUGUUGCCGUCUUGCUUCGGAAACUCCAGAAUACAUCUUCCACGAAUGCUCUCGAGUCAGCCAUCCGAGCCCAUGUAAUUCGGCUGCUACAGAAGCUGAACGAGUCUGCAUCGUUGUCGUCUACAUUCUACCAAGCCGUGGAAUUGACAGACCAAUCCUUACCCGAGGUUGAAGCAAUAAUUGAGGGAACUAUUGAGCCGGCCACGUCUGUUCUCAUUAAACCAGACCUCGUGGAUGUGGAUGGGUUGCAUGCUGAAACGGAGUCAGAUCCUGAUAAGGCGGAGCAAAUGUUGGCCGUGCUACCCUCACAGUCUACCGAACUAUCAUUUCUGAAGCCAAAUCAUUCAACGCUAUUCGAUCAACUUGUUCAGGUUUUCGAACUCUGCCACAAGACUGAAGCUAAUCUGGCUAAAUUUCAGGACCUGGCAUUGUGGCGUCAGCAAACAAGAAAACCUUCGGACCUGCAAACGAGUUUCCUUUUGAGAGUUGCGAACCUUGCUCUUCCAGUUUCCGAGCGGGCCUCAGCCCUUCGGAUGCUCUCAAGAAUGCUCGAGAGAGAGCCUCGAUUAGACUGUCAAUUGCUGCUGCCCUAUUUGACAGUUCUCCUCGCUGAUCCCGCACGACCGAUAAGGCGAGCUACCGUGACUUGCUUAACGACUAUCCAAAAGUGCAUGUCAGAGAAUUCUGAAGCAGAGAGCAGCACCCAGAAAGAUCCGGAAACAAUGUAUGACGGUGUGACAAUGGCACAUGUCAAGCGAAUUCCUCCCUUGCAAGUAGUCAAACUUUUAAGUCAAGUCUAUUUGCCGACCCUCGAGGAAUGCAUUCUAGAUGGCUCCCACAUUCGGAAGGUAUUACAGAUAGCUCUCGAUGGCCCGUCUCGUCCUUUUUCGGCUGGAACAAAGACAUGGAAUAUCGAGUUGAAGAAGUCGUUGAAGCAGAAUUUGUACGACCUAUUGACAAGCUGUGCAGUCAACUGUCCCCUUACAAGGGUCAAAAUUGGUGUCGUUGAACUACUCAUCGACGUUCACAAGGUAGGCACCACAACCACCAGCAAGGCCCUGACGCCAAUCCUGAGAGAUUGGGCAUCUUUGAGCGACACCGAUGCUACAUCCAUUGCCAUGGUGGAAGGCCUGUCGCUACCUCAAAUCGAUACGGUGAUGGUCCAGCUCAUCAAUGCACGCGACAAGGAAGCGGUCGAACACGCCCUUGCCAUGCUUGAGGAAGAAAAGCUUCAGCCUAGAUUGGACUUAAUCGAGGCGUUUUUUGGUCGAAUCGCUGCGAUUUGGAAGGAAAUGCGCCAUGAGUCUCAAAUCUCAUCAGCGGUACGCCUUUUCGAUAUGUCAUUUUCGGACACGCCGUCUCACGCGAGAGGAAGUCGUCAUGUCCUGCAUUCUGUCACGCAUUCCACCGAUGUACUUGCCACCCUACUUGAUCACGCUUGUUCUGGUCUGGCUCAAAUGCAGAUGGAGGUGCCGCCCAAAAAAAGACGCAGAAUAAGCCAUGGCCGCGAAAGCAUACCGAAAGAAAUGAUGCUUGAAUUGCACGUCGCAGGCUCGAGGCUGACAUUUGCGCUUGAGAUUGUCGAAAAUUCCCAGCCUGAGUCCCAUCCUCAGCUGUUAGGAAAUUUGUUCGAAGUCCUCAUCACUUUGAGGCGACUUAAAGACAAGAGCGCGUCAGAAUCUCCAUACUUGUUCACGCUGUGCCUGGGCAGUAUCCUGGCUAUCAUUGACAAGGCACGGGAUUCAAGGAAACCAAAUAUUGAUAUGUCCAGCAUUCGUGCCGACUUAGUCAUCGAUUGUGUUCGAUCAUCCGAAAAUCCUCAGGUUCAAGCCACGGCUCUACUCCUCUCAGCAUCUCUAGCGUCUUUGGUCCCCGAUAGAAUUUUGCACACCAUCAUGCCAAUUUUUACAUUUAUGGGUCACAACAUCUUGUCAAAAGACGAUGAACGAUCAAUUUAUGUUACCAACCAAGCAAUAGAUCAGAUAAUUCCACCUUUGGUCUGCACUCUGAAGAGGCAGGAUGCAAGCAACCUAGUCCACUCUACUUCAAGUCUCCUCUCAAGCUUCGUUGCCGCUUACGAUCAUGUUCCUCAACACCGCCGAGUGGCAUUUUACCAGAGGUUGUUGAACCGACUGGGCGCAGAUGACUUCUCAUUUGCAAUAAUUGCAUUACUUUCCUCCAGACGACAUCAUCAAGAUAUGUCGACAUUCCUGUCCAGCUUGAUGGGUGUUUCAUCCGCUGCAACCCAACUCUUGACAUUCAGAAAGAUCAUCGAGUUAGUCACGGACAUCUUUUCCCAAAAUCCUCACAACGCCGAACCAUUACUAGACAUCACCAGGUCUAGUAAGAAUGACAAGAGAGAGCGUGAAGCAUUAGUCCUCUUGAGAACUGCUUCGAAGCUCCUUGAGCCGAAAAGAUUGAAGUCUCAAGUCAAGGAAAUGUGCAAGACGGACGAAGCUGAAACACGACUAUUGUGGACCGAGUUCAAACUCUGCAUUCCCAAAUUAUUGGCUAUGAUGAAGGACCAAAAGGCCAGCCAUCCAUCUUUGACCUCCUCGACCAAGACGUGUCUGAGUGCACUGCUUGAACUACCUUCUCUGGCAGAAUUAUUGCAUAUCACGCCAGACCUUUUGCAGGAAAUGGAACAAGUCGGAGAUCAAGAGCUCCAACCUCUUGUACUGAGAGUUCUGGCCACACAACUUCAACAUAACGCACCGAAAGAUACCAAGACCCAAUCUGAGGCAAUCUCUAUCCUUCUCACGAUCGAGAAGGUCAUCACAACCACCAAGGAUGAGCAGUUCCGACACGCCGCAAUCACUUGUUUGGAUCGAGUUGUCGAAAUCUAUGGUCGCAAGAGUCCUGAGGCGAUCCUGUCCACUGUCUCCUUGCUCAUCGACAGGGAAUAUGGUCUCAAAUCCCCAGAUUCAAGGACCCAAAUCAUGUCUCUUCUCUGCCUGGCUUCAGUGAUGGAAGUUCUCAAAGAAGCAGCAGUUCCUAUUGUGCCGCCAGCAAUGACCAACGUCUUGGAUCUCUUGAAAGCGAGCCUGAAAGACGACAUCUGGAAUGCGGAACUGCACAAUGCCGCGUUCGCGCUAAUUUCGUCCUUCAUCUCUCACGUUCCAUUCAUGAUUUCGGAUGGAAAUGUGGCGGAGAUACUACACACAUCCUACCAGUCAUCGACAGCCAAAUUGGAAGCAUCCUGUAAAGAAUCUAGGACAGAGACGUUGAAUCUUCUCGCGCACAAGAUCGAUCUGGUCAGCAUUGCGACAGGUCUAAAUCAAGUGUGGAAAGCUCUUUCAGAUAAGAUCGAAGCUGAAGCGGUAAUGGAGUACCUCGACCUACUCUCACAGGCCAUUGAGCGGAACUCCAAAUCCACAGUCGCGCACUCCGCAGAUGCAGUCUCUACAUUCGUCCUACAAGUCUUGGACCUCCGACGUCCACGUGCGUCGAGUGGUGGUGAAGAGGACAAGAACAACCUCCAUGCAGAAGUCAUCGAGCAAAUCGAAUCCAAGCUUCAGGCUUUGGGCAUCACAUUCAUCUACAAGCUCAACGACACGACUUUCCGCCCCGUCUUCGAAAGCUGGAUUGACUGGGCGAUGCAGGGUUCCGAUCUCUCCGUCGCUUACUCUGAUCAAGCAAAGACAGCACGACUAACGAGCCUAUUCAACUUCAUCGGCCACUUCUUUGCCACACUCAAGAGUAUCGUGACUUCGUAUGCAAGCUACAUACUCGACGCGGCCAACGAGAUUCUCCGCUCCGUGACCCAAGAAUACGCCACGGGCGAUAAAGGUGCCUCGGUCUCAGAAGCCUCGCUUGCGCUGUAUGAAUCAACAUUGCACCUCCUCACGGCAGCCAUGACACACGACGCCGACGGCUUCUUCGCAUUCCCAGCCCAUUUCUCACCUCUUUUCAAUUUACUCGUAGCAGCCCUAAAGCUAUCAUCCGCGAAGCUCAAGGCCUUGCGCAAUACGGUGUCGACAAUGGUGAUUCCGGCCCUCGUCUCGCUGGCGACCGCGACGCAAGAUACGCCCGCGCACCACCAUGCGCUAAACCACGAGUUAUGUCAACUACGCCACCACGGCUCUAGUGCUGUGCGACUAGCCGCGAUCCGAACGCAGCUGGCGCUUACGCAGGCCGAGGACGUCGGUGAAGAGUGGGUAAACAAUGUCGUCGUGGGCACGACGAGCACCAACACGGAAGGUGGCGGAGGUGUUGGAGUAGGUGGUAGUGGUGAGACCAUGGUGUAUGUUAAUGAGAGUCUGGAGGAUGAUGAGGAGGAGGUUGAGUCCGAGGUGCGAAGGUGGGUGAAUAUUGUUAGAGAAAUGGUAGGGGAGGAUGUUUUUGAGGUGUAA